AACCAAGACCGGGCUAUGCCGCCAAGGCUCACUUUCGAUUGAUGAUGCCUCCUUUGGCGGAAAUACCGGCAGGAGUUGCGGCAGCGAGAACAGCGAUAGAAGGAAUGCAAAACCUAGUCCUUGGCAAACAUCCAACUCCCGGGAAACUCGAUGAGCUGCUGAGAUGCGUAGUCGAAAAGUGGUGUACCGGCACGAAUCCAGCCGAAACGAUAAGCAAAAACGAGCAAUUCGUGUGUUUGCUGCGGUGGAUGCUUGAGAGAAACCCGGAUCGAAGACCGCAUGCUUCGCAAUGUUUACAGGACCAGUAUCUUGCGGAAGCUGCAAAAGAGAAUUCGCAACUAACGACCACGAUACCGGAUGAGGCCAGGAAUACUUUGCACGCGAUUCUGAGACAAAGUUCGCAGAAUGUUCACGUUCAGCCUAGAACA
Mesorhabditis spiculigera is the source of this 428-nucleotide messenger RNA. The record is from the annotation of a GenBank genome assembly. Lineage: Eukaryota; Metazoa; Nematoda; Chromadorea; Rhabditida; Rhabditidae.